Molecule: messenger RNA, 696 nt
Organism: Puccinia graminis f. sp. tritici CRL 75-36-700-3
Lineage: Eukaryota; Fungi; Basidiomycota; Pucciniomycetes; Pucciniales; Pucciniaceae
Exons: 2
Coding region: 1-696 (231 amino acids)
Source: RefSeq, a predicted model, not a curated record
AUGCGCCCGCCGCAGCUGGAGACUUGUGAUAAGUUCGGUGAAAUAUCAGGGGCUACGCAACAUCAAUCUCAUCAAUCUCAAGGCCACCAUAGAAAAAAUAGUGAUGAUGAUUUGGCUUGCGCACUGAAAGCUUCCAAGGAAGAGCAUGAGCGACAUGAAUCUGAUAUAGCUCAGUCGCUCGAGGAAGCUCUGGUUAGAUCACUCAUGGACGAGUCACGACGUAGCUAUCAAGAUGCAGUACUUCCUGAUGCACUCUCAGAUGCCGAACUCGCAUUACUCCUAGAAUCAACCAGGGAAUAUCAUGAUGACCUUGGAAUCGAGGAACAGAAUUUGACAUGUGUGCUUGAGAUGUCAAAGAAGGAGGAUUUGGAUCGUGAACUGGAAAAUUCACUCCGUCAAGCUUUGCAAUUGUCACUCGAAGAAUCUUUAUCUAGAAAGCCUCAUGACCAGCCCCAUGACCACGUUGAGCCAAGCACGAGUCCGAAUCAAAAUUCAAAGCGAGUUCCACCGACUCCAACAGUACCUCAGAAUGGGGCACGGCAAACCUCUCGACGAGAAUUGAGUCCACUUCAACGAGGCUCUUUAGCUGAUCAAGUCAAGGAUUCCAUCUUCGCCUUGGCUAAAUGCCUAUUAGUUGGAGUUUCUAUUAAUUCCAGAUUUAACCAAAACAUAAUUAAGGCCGGUGCAUUUUUCUAG